Durusdinium trenchii is the source of this 1328-nucleotide messenger RNA. Lineage: Eukaryota; Dinophyceae; Suessiales; Symbiodiniaceae. The record is from the annotation of a GenBank genome assembly.
AGGCUUUAUCGGCUCGCAAAGGGUUGUGGGCACAUGGUUUGGCAUGGUGGUCCGGUGGCCAUUGCCAUGGGUAAUGCGCCGAUGCGUCCCUUCCAUGAUCUGUGGGGCUGACUUUUUGAACUUGUUUGCCCAUAGCACCACCAAGUACAUUAAUAUCAGAGAGACGCGAUUCGGUUUGCCUCACUAUGGCUUGAUGUUUCUGAUUGCGAUGUACCUUUUGGUGUACCAGCUGAUUGGGAAGUUAGGCUACUUGAAGUUCAACGAUGUCGAAUCUACGGCGUCAAUUGCGAAAAGACCCUUACUGCCGACGGGUUGCAAUCCCGACACUGGCUGCCAUCAGGACAACUUCGCCUCCUUGAGCCAGUUGUGCCAUCACCGCAGCUUUAGCGACAACUGUACGGAUUCCUCGCGAGAGAGCUCCGGUGCCUUCAUUCCUGAGAUUCUGUCCGACAUCGAGCACCAGUCGUUGAGCAUAUGCUUCAAUUCUUAUUACUCUGCAGCCAGCAACUGCGAUGACCAUUCGGUGACAUCCCCAAAGUCCGGGCUCGCCACGACCUCCCAAAUGCAGGGGAUGCUCUUUGACAAUGGGAAUGAUGGAGACAAGGAGGGUGGGAGCAGCACAGAUAAUUCCCCCUGCUCUGUGCUGCCGAACGAAGAUGGCUUGGAUUACUUCAGCAUGGGCACCGUGUUGCAGGACAUCCGUGCGCUGAUCAGUUUUGGCUUGGGCGCCCUGCUAUGUGGCUGGGCUCGCUUGCAGGAGCUGAACAGCCGGGACCACAUCGAUCCCCUAGAGCGCGUCCAGCUCUUUGUGUACAUGAUGUGACCAAAUCAUCAAACCAGGAACAAGCCAAAAGCCCACGGGCCGCGCGCUUCAUGAUUUUCCACCUGAAGUGCCCCGAACUUAGUUCAAGGUGUUUAAGCAAUACGCUUCAGUGUUUGACACAGUUUUUCAUCUAAGACGGGUUCAUGCGGAUGAGCACAGUAAAACAUGCGCUUAGGUGCCCAAGUUGGCCGGACAUUUUCUUGUUGCAGCUCAUGUUCAGACAUGCGACAUGACAAGUGUCACAAGUGUUGGAUGGUUCUGCCGACUUUCAAAACAUCGCAGAUUGAUUUUUAGGCCAAAGCAGCAUCAAUUGCGGCUGCACGUGGCUGUUUUUGUGGGAGGCGAAAAGUCCAUCAGUCCGACGUCCCUUUGAUCAGGAGCGUUGCCAGUGACGCCAGUGGAAUAUUUGAAUCUUUUUUUUUUUCUUAGUUUGAUCGGUGGAAACCGUGUCCAGAAAUGGCAAAUUGCAAAGCGCUGUGCAUCAAAUGCAGUAUCUUGUGAGGUG